GCUGGAGCAGAAUACGUUUUUUCAGUUUUAAUCGCACUUUUCCACCACCGAUUUUCCCGGGAAACGGACAGCCGAACGUUGGAACGGGCGUUGCUGGACGGUAAACUUUGAGCUGAGAGGGUGAAUUCGGAGGAAUGGCGAUCCACACAUGUGAAGCUCUUCGUGCGUGUAGUCCUCCCUUGUUUACCUCAAUUAAGUUGGCUCCUAAUUGCAUUCGAAACUGCAAAUUUUAUGUUCGAAAUUGUCUGAAAAACCCAAAUAACUCACGAAAGUUAGUUUUGAAAGUGAAGGAGAAGCUUGAAAAGGAGCAUUAUAGUCUGCCAGUUGGAAAAAAUGGAAGAGACGACGAAGACAUGAUUCUCUGGUAUCUAAAGGACCGGAGAUUUUCUGUUGAAGAAGCUGUCGCUAAGUUGACAAAAGCUAUUAGAUGGCGUCAAGAGUUUGGAGUGUCUGAUUUAUCUGAAGAUGCGGUGAAAAGUAUGGCUGAGACUGGAAAAGCCUAUGUGCAUGACUUUCUUGACGUUAAUGACAGACCAGUGCUCAUCGUGGUGGCAUCCAAGCACUUUCCUGCAGUGCACGAUCAGCAUGAGGAUGAGAAACUCUGUGUAUUUUUGAUUGAGAAGGCAUUGAGCAAGCUUCCAGCUGGGAAAGAACAAAUACUAGGAAUCUUUGAUCUCCGGGGCUUCGACACCAAAAAUGCAGAUCUCAGUUUUUUAACUUUCUUGUUUAAUGUAUUUUACUAUUAUUAUCCAAAGCGGUUGGGUGAAGUUCUCUUUGUGGAAGCUCCUUUUGCCUUUAAGCCUAUUUGGCAGCUAGUAAAGCCCUUGUUAAAAUCAUACGCUUCUAUGGUGAAAUUUUGCUCCAUGGAAACUGUCCGGAAGGAAUAUUUCACAGAAGCAACCAUACCGGUCAACUUCAGAGACUAAUGCAAUUACCAUAUGCAUCCUUAAGACAAGGAUAUGUUUAUAAACUUUGGCAAUGCAUUAAUAUGUAAUAUAGGAAUUAACUUUUCGCAAGUUUAAUAUUUCUGUCAAUUAAGAUUUACCUCAUUUUGCCCUAUUUAAUUUAUUGCCAUUAGCUGGAUUUCGUUUGUCUUAAGAUUAGAAAAUUGACUGACCUAUAGUAGCUCUCCACAGCAGUCGAUAAAAGCAUGAAAAGAGUUUAGUAUUGUUAAGCUUUUAAUGAAAAUUCUAGAACUAUUCCUUUCUUACUCACGCCAACAAUUGCAGGAUUUUCAAGUGCUGAGCUCAGCGUAGAGUUCUGUGUUUGCAGUUGUGAUAUACCAGAACUUGCAAAGAUCAAAAAGGGGUUUGAAAAUGGUCCAAGUCUGCUCUCUAGGAAGGACAUUGAUGAGUUCUCCAGCUUAUAGAAGAACAAACUGCUCCACAAGUUGCAGAAACUGAAACAAAUAGGGGUACCAUUUCUUUUCCCUGUAGUUACAAAUCUGUAUACUGUACCUACAUGCAAUUUGCAUUAUACCAUAUAAAUGGUAGCUCAUUCUACAGAGUUGGAAGAGAAUGUCUACAGUAUCGAGUUCUU
Molecule: messenger RNA, 1539 nt
Organism: Theobroma cacao (cacao)
Lineage: Eukaryota; Viridiplantae; Streptophyta; Magnoliopsida; Malvales; Malvaceae
Source: RefSeq, a predicted model, not a curated record